AUUCGCUCCAAUUUUGCUUCACUCUCGAAUGAGAAACAACAUGGUUCCUUUCGCUUCGCUAUGUUAGCAUGGCUCCACAGUAUCCAAUAUACAACCUGAUGACAAGCCCUGAAAAAUGGUGACGUGAGAUGCUGUUUCUACAGUAACCACUGCCCGGCGCCGAUCUAGGUAGCUGAUCUGAAUUCACCAGCCACGUUCACAUCGCAGCCCGUCGUCAAGCCUGUCGGCUUCGGAGGGCGAGCACACUUUAUUUCUGAACUGGACGAGCUGGUCGUCGGCAGGCACGGGAUUCAUCGAAGCUUGUGGUUGCUGUUUGGGCGAAUGGGAGAAUUAGCGGAUCGCCCACCGCCUUGGACAUCUCGAGCUUCCGUGCUCUCUUCUACACUCCCUCACCGUUGUUAGGAGUCAGGGUCUAAUGGUGAGGCGGCUGUUGUCGACUAGGGGUCUCGAGCCAGUGUCUCACUAUUUACUGGCAAGCGCUGCCAGUCGCAUCGCCUUUUCGUCUUUACAGCUCGAAUUUUGAAUCCGUCCGAGGUUGUUUAGCAGAGUGGCUGGUAAGGAGCAUCCCCCAACGCCUAAAGGCGGCGGUCUCAGCCCUGAUAGUCAAUCUGCAUUCUCCAUAGCUGGGAAGAUUUGAACAGCAUUAUCUAAUUUCUACCUGGUGCUUAUUGAUAAUUGAUAUCGUUGUUACCAUAGCAUACAAGCUAUGUUCUAGCGGCUACUGAGCAAUCUAGGUGGCAAAUUGUAUCUCUACUCGCAGAUACAUUGCCGUCAAGCAAGGUGAUUCAAAUGUCUACCUAAAAAAAAAAAAUCCGAACAUGGCAUCACUCAGACUUGCUCAUGGUUCCAUACGGAUAUAAUUUUAUAUUACACCCUUGAAAAGGAUAUAUCGGUCGUGCCUUCGACGGCCCCACUAGAGAAAGGAAAGCAGAGAUAGCCCCACCAUGUGCCUGCUGUUAAUUUCUAAACCGCAUCCUGAGGGGUUCCUCGCGCUAUGAAUCAGUCUAGCUCGGGAUAAAAUGGAGCUGGAUUUCCAACGGACAUGCAGUCCAACCAAGGCGACUUCGCGUCUCAGCAUCAUUCGAAAACACUCAUAAACACUCGUCAUUGAACUCACCCUGAGCCGUACUUUCGAAGUGACUUACAUUAUUUACUGGGGCUUCUGUCUGCUAAUAUGCUGGUUAAUAAACAUUCUGGAGUGUACUCCGUACUAGUUCCAUAGUACACUUCCUUGAGUUGGGAUUCGAUUGCUACUGUCAUACAGACUAAUGAGGUUUAAGUGGGCUAGACAGAGGGAUUAUUAGUAGAGCUGCGGGAGAGUAACGAUCACCGUGUUUGAUAUACGAAGGGGUUGAUAAGAUGUAAACGGGGACGACUUAGCGGCUAAAAGAGCAGCAGCAGCGACAAGUGGAUACUUGAUCUCUAAAACGGACAGAUAUUCAAAAUAUUCAAAACAACGGUGUUGGAUCUAGGCCACAUUCUCUGUGAUAAAAGAGCUCUCUUGCCGUCUAGCGGUGACCAGGAAUGGGGAACUGGCCGUAUCUUUAUGGGGCCUUGGAUGAUAUGGAUAUUGCAAACACACCAUUGAUAUAUCUUUUGGACAUUGGCUUGUAUGUUAUAUUUAGCGCGCCUUAUCGCCUUACCAGUUCUGUUGAUAAUUCACACCAAGCUUCUUUUUGGGUAAAAGGUUCGGAUUUGUGUCAGGGUUGCAUGCACACUUGCUCUUGGUAAAAAUCACUCGACUGAUCUUUGUAUUUAAUAUUCAAUCAGCACUUUGCACACGGUUCUUUGCUCUUCUCUUUUCUUCCCAUGGCCAAUUUCUGUCGUGAUCUGGCUGAUAUCAUAUCUGUCCUUUCUGCCUAGUCGUCUCUGUGCUAGGAACAACCAUUUAAUUCCCUGACAUACCCGCAGCGGUUGAUCUACUGGCUAGCCACCGUUGGGGACCUCGCCUAACCCUUUAGCGUCGGGCUGGCGGCUCCAUUCUUCAUGCAUCAGGACCACAACUCACAACGCACAACUCACAGCUCACAACCUCUUCGCCUUGGGCAUUCCAGGACUCCACCCACUAGCUGCAGCAGAGGACCGAAAACGGUGCUUUUUCUUUUCUCGGGCGCUGACCGGCUGCCAGAUGCUGUCUGUCUAUACGCUUCAUCACGCCCGUUCCGAGCGUCAUCAAUCCCCAUAUGCCCGCCACUCAGUCCACCGGGGGGAGGAGUCCCCAUUCUCUGGACCACCCCAGCCUCUAAUUUUGCCUAUGUGUUCGGUUCUCGACGAUGCAUGCAGGUCCUGUUGCUACCUGACUAACGUAGACAUCUGGGCAAACAGAUGAGGGAAGACCUUCAAUUGAUGCCCAAUAUGCCUACACUCAACAUUCCAUUGGCCCCUUGCCAGUCGUUUUCUAAAGAACCACUUGCGCCUUCAUUUAUUUCAGUCAUCCUGACGUGGGCAAAAUGCACCAGCCAUCCCUAUUUGGUUUUCUGCGUCUUCCUCGAGCGUUGGCUGUCCAACCCGCUCCCCUGGAAGCUUAUAUCAGUCGUUGGGCGCGCGACUCUCAACCAGCUUAUUAUUUCUGGUCACACUUCCACAUUUCCACUCUCCUUUCGAGAAAUACUUUUCUUUUAUGCACCCAACGUCAGUUUUGAUUCAACUUGCUUUCUUUGUUUUCACCCCGCCUACAUAUUUCAUCGUUGAUUGCUCCGCUGUACACCACCUUUUUUUAUUUUUGUUCAUGCCCAUUCGCAGGCCCAAUCUGAUAGAACCAUUCAAAUUUGAACGGUUUUCUUUCACAUCUAUACCUUGCUACCCUUCGUCUCACUCACCCCCCUUGGUGCGUGUCUCCUAUCGAGGACCUUCACUAAGGAUUCGUGUCUUCACUUAACUGCCCUCUUCUGCCUCACUGCCGCAUACCAUGCUUUCGAAUUUUUACCAGUCAUACAUGUGAACUUCGCCAAACCUGUUUCUCCUCUAUCCCGAACAAGGAUCCUUAACUUUUCUUUAACUGGGACCACGUCGAUUUUUAUCAGGUGACAGCAGACAUAUUAAGGUAUUUGAUACCUUUUCUCGCCGGCACCAUGGCUCCAGGAAACGCAAAAGCCCGCAAGGGAAAGGAGAAUAAAGGCAAGAAAGGAAAAAAAGGAAAGGCGCAGAAACAAGAUCAACCUGAAGAACCUCAGCCAUCUCAACCACCAUCACCAAAAUUCGAACCUCAAAAGCCUGAGGAAUUUCAACAGCCCGAAGAAACAAAACAACCCAUCGAAGAACUUCAAGAACUUCAAGAACCUCAAGAACCCCAAGAACCCCAGGAGCCCCAAGAACCCGAAGGAUCUCCAGCAACCCAAGAGCCCCAAGAGCCCCAAGAGCCCCAAGAAGCUCAAGAAGCUCAAGAAGCUCAAGAAGCUCAAGAAGCUCAAGAACAAGAAGCUCCUCAACAGCCUCAAGAGUACGAAGAACUGCAGGAGCCUGAACAACUCCAAGGACUUCAAGAGCGCCAAGAACCUGAAGAACCUAAAGAAGCUGAAGCACCUUAUGAACCCGAACAACCUAAGACAGCUUCAGACUCCAAAGAACCUCCCCAAAUUCAGGACGAUCAACAUCCUCUACCGCCCCCAUCUGUCAUAGAGAGUCUUCAACCUUUGCCAGAUUCCGCUGGUUCAACCCCGUCAGCUACCCCCUUAAGUUUCAGCAAAGAAAGCAUAUCUUCUCCAAAGGUUUCGAACUUGGAACUUCAAACGCCCGUUGAGAAUAGCAACUCCAACCAGGAAGACAAAGAUACUAGCAAAGAGGGUGCAAAAAGUAACGACGGCGAAGAUAACAAGAGCGAACCUAAAGAACCGCGAGUUCGUUCAGUUCCGUCACCUACAGGCGCCCUAUCAUCCCCCGGCCCUGCAACACCAGCUGCCACAUUAUCCAACAAUCCAUUUGAUGGUCCCAAUAACACGAAUAAAGAGAUUGAAGACCCACCACAGCCACUGAGGCAUCCAUCACCUUCAGCAGCGGAAAUCCGUCUUCCUUCUCCAUCACCAUCUGAACUGAAUCCACGAUCUAAUCCUGCUGCAGCUCACCAUUACCUUCACGGCCAUCCGCCAGCACCUAUUUCUUCACCCCACUAUUCAUACGGUAGCCCAGUAGUGCACCCGUAUGUACAUCCCAUGAUACCGCCACAUAACGGAGCAUCAUUCGACCCCCACGCGGCUAGCAAUAUGGCAGUUACCGCCCCAAGUUAUCAUACCCCUAUGCGAUCAUCCACGAUGGACUCGCCAUAUAGCCCAUACCACCAUGCUAGAAGGAGUAGCCGAACCUCAUAUGGUCGGGGAUAUGCAGAUACUUAUUACAAUAACGACUAUGGCCCUGUUCGGGAACCAGCACCCGUCCAGCCACCGGUGAUUGAGAACGGGAAAUCUGCGUCUAAUGGCGAGGGACUCAAUAUCAGUCUCCUAUCACGAAUCCAAAGCAUUAUUCCGGACAUCGGCCAACUGGUAAUUAGCUAUCGAGACCAGCAAACUCAGCUGUCUGCGCGAGAAGCGGAACACAAGCAAAUCGAGGCCCAGCAUGAGGAAUCCCUAAUGCGCAAGGAGUAUUACAUCGAAGCUCUCCAAGCACAGAUGCAAAAAACAGCCAACGAGAGCGCGAAGGAAUGCUCGAAAUUAAAAAGCAGGAUUAGCGAACUUCGGCUCGAGCUUGGUGGACUCCAGGAGAAACAAAAGGACAUUGAGGAGAGCUUAGCUGAUGCCCAAAAGGAGAAUGAUGAACUUUCGCAACUUCGGGAAGAUCUUCAGGAGGAUAUCGAUAAUCUCCAACGAGCCAUCGAGGACGAGAAGGAAGCCCACGAGGAAGAAUUGGCAAAGCAGAGGGAGCAAGAGAAGGAGGCACUCGUCAAUCAGAAGCAAGAAUUGGAAGGCUAUUUCCAGGAGAUCAAAAACGAAGAUGACAGGCUCGCUGCUGAGCAACUCAAGGCUCGUGAACAGGAACUAACGGUUGAGCGAGACAAACUCAAGGCGGAGUUGGAGACUGAAAAGCAGGAACUUCAGGAAGCAAAGGAUGCCAUGGCCGCGGAUUACGAGGGCAAGCUAGAGUCCAAGCAGGCCGAUAUCGACACCAAACAAGCAGAAGUUGAUGCUAAGCAAGAGCAGCUGGAGGCCAAACAAGCGGAGUUGGACGCGACACAAGCGGCUCUGACUGCUAAAGAAGAGGAGUUGACUUCUAAGCAGGAAGAGUUGACUGCUAGGCAAACAGAAUUAGAAACUACACAGGGCGAGCUAGAAACCACGACGGGAGAAUUGGAAACUACAAAGGAGGAAUUGGAAGCUACUCGGAGCGAGCUGGAAUCUACAAAAGGAAAAUUGGAGACCACUCAGGGUGAACUGGAAUCAAAGAAAGGAGAAUUGGAGACCACCCAGGGUGAACUGGAAUCAAAGAAAGGAGAAUUGGAGACCACUCAGGGUGAACUGGAAUCAAAGAAAGGAGAAUUGGAGACCACCCAGGGUGAGCUGGAAUCAAAGAAAGGAGAAUUGGAGACCACCCAGGGUGAACUGGAAUCAAAGAAAGGAGAAUUGGAGACCACCCAGGGUGAACUGGAAUCAAAGAAAGGAGAAUUGGAAAGCACCCAGGGCGAGUUGGUAACCACAAAAGAUGAUUUGGAGCAGAAAGUCAAGGAACUGAAAGCUAAACAAGAGGAGCUGGAAGCGAAACAAAGUGAACUGGAGGCAAAGCAGGAUGAACUGGUCGCUUUGCAGCGUGGCCUCGAGACAACGCAGGAUGAGCUAACCACCACGAAGGAAGAGCUCGACUCGAAGAAAAGUGAGCUUGACUCGAAGCAAUCCGAAUUGGAGGAAAAACUUGAAGUGCUUGAGGAGAAAAAGCGCGAGUUGGAUGCCAAAAAUGCGGAACUGGAUGCAAGGAAUGCUGAUCUAGAAGCAAAGCAUUCUGAGCUUGAGACCGUUCAAGGCGAAUUAACCAGCAAGCAGACCGAACUCGAAUCCAAACAAUCCGAUCUGGAAGCGAAGCAAGCGGAACUCGAUGCGAAGCAGGCGGAACUCGACCAAUUGAGGGAAAGCCAUAUAGCCGAACUCGCCGCGUUAAACGAAACCCACGAGAAGGAACGUGACUCCGCAGCGGAAGAAGCCGAGAAAAAGAUUAACAAUUUGAUAAAUGAGUACCAGCAAAAGGAGGAGGCGUGGCAAAAGGCACGCGAGGACCUGGAGGCUCAGCUGGUACAACGAAUGGAGGAAUUAAGACAGGCUGGGGAAGAGAAGGAGGUUCUCGCCAGGGAGGGUCAAGCUAAACAGGAACAACUGCGGAAUGUGGUAGAGGAGAUGCGGCAGACUCAUGAGAAUCUAAGCAAAGACCGUGAAAGGUUGAAGAAAACACUACAUAGUCUCGGAGAGGCAACCGAUAUGAAAAUUAAAGGGGACGCCUUCUUCUUUCAAUGCUUUGGCCAACUUACGCGCCUCAUUGUUGACCUCUCGAAAGAACAUUUUGGCUACCUCCCUAUCGACCCACCCGCAGACAUCAUUGCAAAGAUACCUUCCGAAAUCCCCCAGUUCCUUGACAACACCCAAGCAUCGCGGGAACUUCGAUCUGCCUAUGUGCAGCAUGUCAUUUCUAAGACACUCACCUAUAGGAUUUUCCAGCCAUUCUUGUUCACUCUCGGCAGACGCUACGAUAAAGCAGACACCUUUUUCCAAAUGCUAUCCAUGGAUAUCCGUCGCAAAUCCGUGAGGCGCGAGGCUUACUGGAGACAACAGACACUCAAGGCCGCCUACACGACGUCCGACGCCAAACAAGCUAUCAAUGUAGUUGCUGCAGUCAUCGUGGACGAGAUCAUUGACCAUAUACGCCACUUCGCGGAUCCCAAACACCUCGACCAGUUGCUCGUAGGCGUGCGGAAAAUCGUGAAACUUGCUGCAGAAACCUGGCGCCUUGCUCGCGUCGAACGGGAACUGAUCAUCUCAACCAUGCCCUCAGCUGAGGACGAACAAACCGUGAAUGAAGGUUGGAAGGAAUUCGUUUAUGAUCCCGCGCCAUCACCAACAGCAGAAGAGUCCAACAAUGAAACACAUUCGGUCCGUAGGCGACGAGUGCUCCUCCGUAUGUGCCCUCGCAUCUACCGAGAACCGGUGCACGAAGACUUCACCGAAGACGGCGAGAAAGGCACUCAAUGCGUGUACCUACCGGGCGUGGUCCUCUAUGCCGAUUCGCCUUCUGUCCUCGCACGAAAAAUGGAAAUCGCCAGGAAAACGGCUGACCCCUCUGGAUCCGGAUCUGGCACUCCUGCUGUAGGCCCAAGUGGUAAUGACGGCGACAAUCCUUCCGAUCUUCCCCUGGAUACAGCUGCAGAAAAUGACGCAGCGGAUCAGGAUGCUGGAACUCCUGCAGUGGAGGUUGCUGCAUAGCCGUCAACUCCUUCUCCAGAAUUUUAGCCCUUCUUAGAGUGCUCCCUUCCCACAUAUCAGUUUGAAAUUUCAGUAAUGCCCCCUUACUUCACUUUUGCUUAAUUUCCUAUUUCAGUUUAUUUUCCUCUUCCUGGUUUUCUUUUACAUGCUUUAUACAUAGUUUUUUGUAACAUCCUGUAACGGUGAUGAUAGAUGACAUAUUGUUGUAUGAUGGGGUUUUUCAUCAUCGUCUGUUUUUGUCCUUGCGUUCUUCUCCCAUAUGUCUUUGUUGUACUUGAUUUCUAUUUUUGGCGAACUUAGCGAUGCAUAGCGUAUUAUGUUUGAUUUCUGGGAAUAAUCUUCGGUCUCCAUCCUUCCUUCUUUAAUUGCCCCUUUCCCAACCUAGUUCAUUUCCUAGCAUCUACGUUUUGAAUUGGCAUAUGUACUUCCUCUGUUUCUGUCUUCUGUUGCUACUCCUAUGAGCCUUCAACUCUCGAACUUCUUAACCUUUUCAUUCUUUUUUCGUUCGAUCUGGUAUCAAACUUUUAUACUUUCAAAAACACUUUUGUUCUCAGCUACACUCCCCUACUUUUCGUUUUCAACUUUCCCCCUAAUUUCGCUACGAGAUAUAGGAUAAUGCAGCAUACUUAUGUCGCCAUUUUUCCCCAACUCUAUCUAGAUCUGGUUCCCACCUGUCUAAUAAUGACCUAAUACUCUGUAACUCUUUGAUAGAACCCUGGUCGUAGUUGAAAAUCUUUUCGUUUCGCUGGGGUGCUCUUCUAUCGAAAUUGCAUGAUCUUUUGAA
Blastomyces dermatitidis ER-3 is the source of this 8175-nucleotide messenger RNA. Its product is annotated as RNA polymerase Rpb1 C-terminal repeat domain-containing protein. The record is from RefSeq and is a predicted model, not a curated record. Bases 3072 to 7391 code for a protein of 1439 amino acids. Lineage: Eukaryota; Fungi; Ascomycota; Eurotiomycetes; Onygenales; Ajellomycetaceae. The transcript has 2 exons.